CCGCCUUGUUCAUACAGCAUUGAUGCAAAGGAGAUGCAAAGGAAAUUAAUGUAGUCGCACGUCCACUCAUUCAUGAUCAUAUAUUCAUUUCCUAAUGGACUGAUCCUAGUCUAUAUGAGCAAUUCGAAUGGUCAUUCCGCCUUUCCAUAUCAUAACCAAAACCCCUAUAAGCGAGAAGUAGUCAAAAGCCCCCCCUUGUCCGGACCUGCCAUCCCAAAUCACGGACGGAACACCGAGAUAAACCAGACGCCAUGCUUGCUCUUGCAGAACCAGGGUGCGGGCAAUGGAACGGGGUAUGAACGAUGGAGCUGAUGGUGAAGAUCAUCCAGACCGAAGAAGACUCGCGGAUCGUCCGGACGUCUCCUCGUAACCAAGGGAUGUUCACGUCGGAUAUCGGGAUGAUGGAUCUAUGCAUAGUGCGCGCUGCAAACUCGAGGAGGGCGGCGUUCAAUCCUCCCAACUCUUCUCCAC
Molecule: messenger RNA, 471 nt
Organism: Eremomyces bilateralis CBS 781.70
Lineage: Eukaryota; Fungi; Ascomycota; Dothideomycetes; Eremomycetales; Eremomycetaceae
Exons: 1
Coding region: 73-312 (79 amino acids)
Source: RefSeq, a predicted model, not a curated record